Colletotrichum abscissum is the source of this 201-nucleotide messenger RNA. RefSeq lists its product as uncharacterized. Lineage: Eukaryota; Fungi; Ascomycota; Sordariomycetes; Glomerellales; Glomerellaceae. The transcript has a single exon. The record is from RefSeq and is a predicted model, not a curated record. Bases 1 to 201 code for a protein of 66 amino acids.
AUGUGCCAAUACUACGCUCACGCCUUCACGUGCAAGCACCUCUCCUUCACGUUCGCCCGCUUCUGUCAACCCGCGAGCCUCAUCCAGAAACCCUGCGCCAAACGGCAGGUAUGGCAGACCAUUGGCCUCGACGACGCCUGUGAGGAGUGCUUGACUUGGUUCCCUGACCAGUACCCGUGCCGGAGACCGCGGUAUCAGUGA